Molecule: messenger RNA, 1572 nt
Organism: Trypanosoma theileri
Lineage: Eukaryota; Euglenozoa; Kinetoplastea; Trypanosomatida; Trypanosomatidae
Product: putative kynurenine 3-monooxygenase
Exons: 1
Coding region: 1-1572 (523 amino acids)
Biological process (GO): NAD+ metabolic process
Molecular function (GO): FAD binding; NAD(P)H oxidase H2O2-forming activity; kynurenine 3-monooxygenase activity
Source: RefSeq, a predicted model, not a curated record
AUGCGUGUGAUUAUUAACGGUGGUGGUCCUGUUGGAUGUAUGGCCGCUCUUAUCAUGUUACAAUAUACUUCUGAUGUCACUAUUGUUGAGAGACGCAGUGAUAUUCGAAUUGGCAGUAUUCAUUCCGGUCGAAGUAUUAAUUUGGUCCUCACAUCUCGUGGACUUAAUGCCUUACAACAGGUGGGAUUAAAAGAAGCGGCUUUAGCUAUUACAGUGAAAGUAGAAGGUCGUAUUAUUCAUCCAGUGGAUAUGGAAUAUGAUGAGGAACCUGUUUUUCAACCCUAUGGAUUAGAUGAUACGGAAGUUAAUUAUUCCAUUUCACGUACAAAAAUCAAUCAACUUCUUUUACAAGCCGCAGAAGAUCGUGGAGUAAAAAUUUUGUGUAAUUACAAAUUAACAGAUAUCUCCUUUGAGACCAUGACUGCUACUUAUACAUGUAGUCAUAUUGGAACUGUAACCCUUCAAGCGGAUUUAUUUAUUGGUGCGGAUGGUCUUUCAAGUGUGACUCGCAAAGUAAUGGUUCGUCAAUUACGAGCGGAGGGAAUCGCCGUAACGGAAGAAAUUGAACGUCUUGGUAUAAGUUAUAAAGAAAUAACAUUUCCAAGUAAAAAGACUGCAGAUGAUAAUAAUGAUAAUGGUAAUAGUAAUAGUAAUAGUAAUGGCGUGUUGAAGUAUCCAAUGAAUAGUAGAGGAUUACACAUUUGGCCUCGUGGGGUACAUUUCUUAAUGGCCCUUGCAGAUCUUCAACCAACCUUUACAGGCACCAUGUAUUUACCAGAUGGAUCCGCUACUAUUAAUGUACCUGAAAAUACAGAAGGACUUCCAGAGUUUGAGGAAUUUACUUCAGAUCCUUCUUGUAUUGAAAAUUAUGUGCAGAAGUAUUAUCCAGAUCUUCCACAUCUUGUACCGGAUUAUAAAGAACAACUUCAACAACAUCCCGCUUCUUUACUGGCUACUUUACAUGUUUCUCACUGGCAUCAUUCCCAUCGAGUGGUGUUGAUUGGAGAUGCGGCGCAUGCCAUUGUACCUUUUUUCGGUCAAGGACUUAAUUUGGGAUUUGAGUCUGUCAUGUUAUUGGAUUGUUUUCUCAAUCGUCACUAUGCAUUUCCAGAGGAGGCAAGUCUGGCCCGUUCCCCACGGGGUUUGGAAUUAGCCUUUGAGGCCUAUGAGAAGUAUCAUCAUCCCUCUGCAGAUGCCAUUGCUAAUUUGGCAAAGGAGAACUUUGUAGAGAUGUCUUAUAAAGUUGGAUUGGCAGAGUUUCGCCGGCGUAAAGAUUUGGAAAAGUGGAUAGAAGCACGAUAUAAAAUGAAAUUUCGAUCUCGUUACUUUCUUGUUACCAAAACACUUAUUCCUUAUCACUUGGCACAGAAACUUGGAUCCAGAAUUGAUGCUUGUCUAACAGAUAUUAUAAAUAAAUGUGAUGCUUCUAAAGUUGGUAUUGAUACGCUCUCAAAAUAUGAAAUUGAGGCAAGUAUUGAUAAACAUAUUACACCCUUUCUUCAGGCAAAUGGAAUACAUUUGGCAGAUCAUUUGUUUAAUUACUAUCCAAAGAAGCAUGAGGUGUGCUCGUAA